CCUGCGGCUUCCACGUGCAGAACUUUUCCUCCCGUGAAUAUAUCCACGCGCGCCGGUCACUACGUCACCUGCCCACAAAUCAACAAUAUAUCUACUUGCCCACGCCUCUCUUCUCCCACAGCUUCGAGGUACCCACGCCCUCCUUUCCCUUGCGCCAUCCUUCCAGCUCACCAGCACCCGAAGCACUUCACACCGUCCAAACCAACCACCAACUCUUGCCAUGGCCCCCGAUACUAUGAUCCAAGUCCGCGACUUCGACACCGACAAAAUCGGCUUCGCACUCCCUACAUCGCGCCUAGGCGGCUACGACGAUAUCAUCGAGCGCGCUUACGUUCCUCUGUUCAAGCACCGACGCGUCUUCGAUGCGCAUCUACAUCUGUCGCGGGAGGGCUGCGGCAAGCGGGUCGACAAGCCGCGAUGGGAACGCGGCGAGUACGUCGUUGGAAAGCUGGUGGUCGUUUAUGUGCACUUCGUGAGGAGGGACGGUGUGGACGAUUAUGGGUUUCCGCUGAAGAAAACGGGUGAAGAGGUGGAGGAAGAGGAGGAGAGUGAAGAAGAACUAUCGUCGGAUUCGGACGUCGACCAGACGCCGACGGCAACUGCACAGACUGGCGGAGCAGUGGGCACUGCUAUCAUGUGCCACCCCGCAGAUCUCGAACGCCUUCGCCAUCCUCCAGCUAAUGGUGCCAGCAUGCCAUCAAAGUCAGGAUCGCGUCCAGCUCGUGCCAGUACUCUCACCCAAAGACUUCAGCCACUCCCAUUGAAAAAUGACACCACUAGCAAACGUCCAGCGCAGUCACCUUACAGCACCCACUACUCGUCGUCAUAUGGAAUCACGCCAAAUCCACCAGCACCUAACUCUUCAUCAGCUCGCACUAUCCAGAUUGCCCCACCACCCUCUGGUUCCAAUCUUCAAGCGAGUGAGCAUUCGCAGCGGCCGCGACAGAGCGAGAGCCCAUUGUUCGAGCCAGAGGGGAGCGAUGCGGAGCAGAGAGUUACGGAUCCUGGGCUGCGUGGUUCGGAGAGCCCAUUGUUCGAUGAGGAUGCGUGGGGGUAGGCGUCAGAGAGUAGUGGGCAGCGAGUGGGCUUUUCUUUUCAACUACCUAUUCCUCGCGGCGUAAAACGAGAAAGAAAAGACCUACAGCAAACAUAAUCCUACCUUUCAAGAAUCAAAAAGCGCUAUCUAAUACCCGUCCAGAUAGUAUCCAUACCCGUGACAAGACCUAUAUGCAUGACGCAAUCUACGCAACCUCCUCCUCCCAUCCGCACUCCCCAAAAUCACGUC
Messenger RNA from Trematosphaeria pertusa, 1285 nucleotides. RefSeq lists its product as uncharacterized. The coding region runs from base 221 to 1057 and encodes 278 amino acids. NCBI's taxonomy places the organism in Eukaryota, Fungi, Ascomycota, Dothideomycetes, Pleosporales, Trematosphaeriaceae. The transcript has 4 exons. The record is from RefSeq and is a predicted model, not a curated record.